GUGUGUACUCUGUGUGUGUGUGUGUGUGUGCUGUGAACUGAGCGGAGGUGAAGAAGAGGAGGAUGAAGCUGGGAGCGGAGGAUGGGAGGAAGAGUGGAGUAAGAGACAGGCUAGCUGUGUGUGUGUGUGAAUGAGAGAGUGUGAGUGAGUGAGGAAGAGGAGAGGAGAAGGUCGUGUCGGAGGGACCGAAAACAAAGAAGAUCUUCUGGGUGAUUUAACCUCCGGAACGUUACUAACGGAAACUUUAAACUUUUUACCGCCACAUCUCAUCUCUCUCUGGCUUGUUGUGUCCGGGAGCCGGCUUUGUUUCACGGCGGGAGGUUGUCUACGAUACAUGAAGGAAUAAAACACAUCCACAUCGACCUCUUUUAUUACCCGAGCCGGGGGGAAUAACCGGGGACUGCUUCACUGAUUAAAGGUUACAGAGAAUGGCGGCCAACAUGUACCGAGUGGGAGAUUACGUGUACUUUGAGAACUCCUCCAGCAACCCUUACCUGAUCCGUAGAAUAGAAGAGCUUAACAAGACUUUCAAUUUCCAGACAGCCAAUGGAAACGUGGAGGCGAAGGUGGUGUGUCUGUUCAGGAGGCGGGACAUCUCAGGCAACCUCAACACCCUGGCUGACAGCAACGCAAGAGAAUUUGAGGAGGAGUCGAAGCAGCCGACGCCGUCUGAACAACAGAAACACCAGCUCAAACACAGAGAACUCUUCCUGUCUCGACAGUUUGAAUCUCUACCUGCUACUCACAUACGGGGGAAAUGUAACGUCACCCUCCUCAAUGAAACAGACGUCUUGGCCGGCUACCUGGAGAAAGAGGACUGUUUCUUCUACUCGUUGGUGUUCGACCCCGUCCAGAAGACCCUACUGGCGGACCAGGGCGAGAUCCGGGUGGGCUCGAAGUACCAGGCAGAGAUCCCUGACAAGCUAGCUGAUGUUGAAUCAGACACCCGGAUCCAGGAGAAGCUGGAGACCAAGGUGUGGGACCCCAACAACCAGCUCAAAGACCCUCAGAUCGACCAGUUCCUGGUGGUGGCAAGAGCUGUGGGGACCUUUGCUCGGGCCCUGGACUGCAGCAGCUCCAUCCGCCAGCCCAGCCUCCAUAUGAGUGCAGCUGCAGCCUCCAGAGACAUCACACUGUUCCAUGCUAUGGACACGUUGCAGAAGAACAACUACGACCUGGCCAAAGCCAUGUCCACCCUGGUUCCUCAGGGGGGUCCGGUGCUCUGCCGCGACGAGAUGGAGGAGUGGAGCGCCUCAGAGGCCAUGCUGUUCGAGGAGGCUCUGGAGAAAUACGGCAAGGACUUCAACGACAUCCGCCAGGACUUUCUGCCCUGGAAGUCUCUAGCCAGUGUGGUCCAGUUCUACUACAUGUGGAAGACUACUGACCGCUACAUCCAGCAGAAACGACUAAAGGCAGCAGAGGCAGACAGCAAGCUGAAGCAGGUGUACAUCCCCACCUACACCAAACCCAACCCCAACCAGAUCAUGGUGCCAGGCAGCAAGCCUGGUAUGAAUGGGGCAGCAGGCUUUCAGAAAGGACUCAGCUGUGAGAGCUGCCACACGGCCCAGUCUCCUCAGUGGUAUGCCUGGGGGCCUCCCAACAUGCAGUGCAGACUGUGCGCCUCCUGCUGGAUCUACUGGAAGAAGUAUGGAGGCCUGAAGACCCCCACACAGCUAGAGGGCGCCGCUAGAGCUGGCUCUGAGGCAGGCCCCCGCGGUCACAUGACACGCCAGGAGGUCCAGGGCAUGUCGCCGUUCACCCGCAACGAGGGCCGAGCCAAGCUGCUGGCCAAGAAUCGCCAGACGUUCAUCCUGCAGACCACCAAGCUGACCCGCAUCGCUCGGCGGGUGUGUGAGGACAUCCUGCAGCCUCGCCGCGCUGCACGGCGGCCCUACGCCUCCAUCAACGCCAACGCCGUCAAGGCUGAGUGUAUAAUCAGGCUGCCCAAAGCCACAAAAACUCCUCUAAAGACCAAGGUGGUGCCUCGACAGUCGCUGGCCAACAUAGUGAAGGAUUUAGCCAUCUCCGCUCCUCUGAAACUGAAGGCGUCUAGAGGACCCCCGACACCCAUCAACAGGAACCAGGCCAGCCAGCCCCGCGUGGGCCAAAGCCUGCUGGGAAAGAGAGGCUUCGACAGCGCUACAGGGGUGCCCUACCCAGCCAAUGGGAGGCCGUACACUUCAGGUAUGAGGACCACCUCUCAGUCGGUCAUCAAGCGGCAGAAGGUCAGCCAGGGGGAGGCUCCCAACCCUGUGGUGUUUGUGGCUACAAAGGACACCAGGGCUCUGAGGAAACAUCUGACCCAGUCAGAGAUGCGUCGGGCAGCGAGGAAACCUCAUCUCCUGGUCCGGAUCAAACUGCCGCCGCCCCCCCGCUCCCUGGCCAUGCCCCUGCUCCCCUCCAGCACCAGCGAACCCAUCGUCCUGGAGGACUGAAGGGGAGGGACAGGGACGGGGUCUUUUAACAGGACAUGGGGGUCGGGUGGGAGUUUUGGGGGGGUGGGAGGGGGGGUCUGUGCUCAAGCCGUCACGUAACCGGCAGCACAGUACGCCAUACCAGUAGUCUUUUAUUUCCCCUGUUUUCUUUAGUCCUCUGUUACUACCCAAAUGUUGAUGUGUCCAACACACACACACACACACACACACACACACACACACACACACACACACAAGCGCUAAGACGACUGCACAUUUCCAUCACACACACACACACACAUCGACACACCGACACUCACACACACAACACCUUUGGGCUUUUGUAGUAUUUUAUUCCAGAUCCUGAAUUCUUUUUGCUCCCCUUUUCAAUGCCGCCUGUUUUUAAAUGUGUAAUUUAAAUCAAGAUAUUUCUACAUCUUGAAACGACGGUGAUAAAGCACACUUUGUUUUUCCUCCA
Sebastes umbrosus (honeycomb rockfish) is the source of this 2892-nucleotide messenger RNA. It is a transcript of the gene mta2, whose product is annotated as metastasis associated 1 family, member 2. The coding region runs from base 429 to 2435 and encodes 668 amino acids. NCBI's taxonomy places the organism in Eukaryota, Metazoa, Chordata, Actinopteri, Perciformes, Sebastidae. Gene Ontology annotation, cellular component: nucleoplasm; NuRD complex. The transcript is spliced from 18 exons. The record is from RefSeq and is a predicted model, not a curated record. Gene Ontology annotation, biological process: negative regulation of transcription by RNA polymerase II. Gene Ontology annotation, molecular function: transcription coactivator activity; sequence-specific DNA binding; chromatin binding.